AGGCUGCCGCCGCGUCCCCUCCCUUCUUUGGUGCUUGCCUUUCAGGUUAUGGAUGGGCAGGGAAUGGAGGUGUGGUGGCUCAUUGAGUUGAAUUCUGAGUCCGAUCAACACUACAUACGUGCGUGGUUUCUUUUAACCCUCUGUUUUUAUGGGUGUUGAUUGGAGUAAACGUCAAGUCGACAAGACUGUUCCAAAAAGACAAGAUCUUCAGGUGUCAAUUUGAAUACGAGUCUUUAUUAAAGCAGAGGCUAGUUUAGAUGUUGAAUAACGGACUUCAAAAUUCUAUCAAUUUUACUAGAGUCGAAAUUUCUUAUCGAACCUUAUUUGUAGGAGGCCCUGGGCCGUAGAUUCAGGAUUGUGUAGGAUGAGCCGAAUGUGAUAUUGCACUGACCAAAAACAAAUGGUUCGUGUACAUUAUAGUUCAUUUGCACAAAUUUGUAUAUAAAGGGAGUAUUGCAAACAGUGUGCCAGCAACCGUACGCUAUUCACGUGACUGUCAGCGCGUGACGCGCCUAUCUCGAUCAAUCAGGCCGGGGUUCAAUGCCUGGCCUAAGUUCGUCAUAAUUCGCUGCAUUAUCUUUGCCAAGUCAUGUGAACAUUUGCAAUCUGAACUGUGCCAUAAACGGCUCAUCCUUUUGUUGAAUGCGGUUUAUUUUGGGGAUUCCGUUUGGCUGUUAGAAUCAUUAGAAUCGUAUUGGUCACCACACCACAACAAGGGAAUCCUCAUUCGGAAGUAUUACUCAUCUAGCUCAGAGGACUAUCCCAAAAACAAAAAACCUCUGACUCAUCAAAGAAUCUGCGUAAUAAAAGUACAGUGUGGACUACUAUAUUUCUACCACGUGCCAAACCCAUAGUGCCGGGCGUUUCCUGACUUCCGCUCAUAUUCCUGGGGCUAAUAUAUAAAGGCCGACCGGGACUGAACCCCGGUAGAGUUGUUGUCUUUCUGCUGGUAGACCUUCACUGCAUGGUGAUUGAAUUGUUCCCGAUAUAAAGCAGCCGUAGUUGAGCAGUCAUUUUCUUUAAUCGAAAGUAAAGCACAUUUCAGUCUCCAUGGAUACGGGAACCAGUCUGGAGCCAAUCAUCAUGCCUGGUGUUGACGAAGCUUGGAAUCAAGCCAACUAUGAGAUAACAGCAAACACCAUCGCUGCAGCAGCAGCAGCUGCAGCAGUCACUACUACUACUACAUCAGCAACAAUGACAACUGAAGGGUUCGAACCACCGACCAGUCCAUCAUAUCUUACGGGACUUGAGACGGACGAAGAUUUACUAAACCACACCAUGCUGAGAGAGGAACUACGAGUUAACAUCAUGCAGAGACGGUUACAGAAAGGACUGGGUGCUGUGCAACUUGAGUGGAGAUUUGCAAAGAAAGAUAAGCUCACACCAGAAGAAGAAGGCAAGAGGAGACUUCGACGAGAGAGGAACCGUGUCGCUGCCUCAAGAUGCCGAGAGAGACGGCGAGAAAAGACAUACGUUCUGGUUACGGAAACCGAUGAACUGGAAGCUAACAACCAAGAACUAAUGGCAGAGAUUCAAGAACUUGAGACUGAGAGACAGGAAUUGAUGUCUAUCCUAGCGGUGCAUCAACAAACAUGUGGCUGUAGUCCACCUGUCGUUACUCCAAGCAUAGAGGAACUUCAUAUUGACCCGUGACUGGAACCAAUCAACUUAGAACUAUUAGCGGGGAACAUUACUCAGACAAUGGACUAGAGAGGUUCAUACAAAUAAACACGGAUCUGGGAGAGAUGCUGGAGAUUUGCUAUGAAAUUGCUCUGUAGAUUCCUUAAAUCGUAAAAGUAGAUAAACUUGUGCUAGCCAUCCACAAUUUAUCGCGAAUUGGAAACGGUCACAGCCUUAUCUGAACUCCGGAACCAGUGAAUUGGGCCCAAGAAAAAUCGGGGAACUGUUUUAGUGAAGUAAUCUUACUGCAGUUGCUUUAGUGAACCACUAGACUAGACCUGCUCGCUUCUAAUUGAUCCUCUAAAAACUGUCCCUACUAGUUUUGGGUCAUAUAACGGACACUGAUGUGGAGUGGGGGCGCUAUGCAGGAAGGCGAGUGGAUGGCAAUCGGUGAUACGUGUUUCCGUCGCAUGAGUGUAAAUCUCGGGGGUGGGAUAUAUACCCCCCCCCCCCUUUAGACCGGG
Patiria miniata (bat star) is the source of this 2144-nucleotide messenger RNA. RefSeq names its product cyclic AMP-dependent transcription factor ATF-3-like. The transcript has 4 exons. NCBI's taxonomy places the organism in Eukaryota, Metazoa, Echinodermata, Asteroidea, Valvatida, Asterinidae. Gene Ontology annotation, biological process: regulation of transcription by RNA polymerase II. The record is from RefSeq and is a predicted model, not a curated record. Bases 1051 to 1653 code for a protein of 200 amino acids. Gene Ontology annotation, molecular function: RNA polymerase II cis-regulatory region sequence-specific DNA binding; DNA-binding transcription factor activity, RNA polymerase II-specific. Gene Ontology annotation, cellular component: nucleus.